GAGAAGCGUGACUGCGUGCGUGCUGAUGAUAUGGAUGGCGGCUGCGCUCGGAAGCGCCAUUCAACCGGUAAAUGUCGUGUCUCCGUCGGGUUACCAUACCUGCGACUACACGCUGACCAAAAAUGUUUCCAAGGUGGUAGCUUUCCAGACGCCGUAUGAAGCGGAUCUGCCGUGCCCCGGGUGGAUUCCGUGGCGGUCGUGUCCCCGCACAUAUUAUAAAACCGAAUACCGCGCUAUAGAGGUUCCGGAGACCAUGAGAGUCACGCAAUGCUGCGCAGGAUAUGAGAGUCUGGGCGAUUACUGCGCGAUCUCCUUGGAAAGGAUCGGCGAUUUAACCUCGAGACCCGGGACGUGUCCUGCCGUCACCAGAAGACCUCUGGACUCCAAAUGUACAAAGGACUCGGACUGUCCACAGCUUCAGAAGUGCUGCUCCUUCUCCAACGGUUCCUUCUGCGUUUCCCCCGCGCCCCCAGCUCUGGACAGGAAUACGAUCAAGUAUUGGUACAACGGAACGAUCACCAUCAAAACAGCAUUUAAUGACCUAAACCGAGUGGACCCAGGCUUCCUCAAUCACUCAAGACUCCUGCACUCCAUGAUCACCGGAGAGCUGUCUCCGCUCGACGUGUCCGUUCAUCAUCUCUCCACCCAACCUGCCAGCGCCUUCACUGUCCAAUCCCACGUUCUGAUCGGAAUCAACCAAUCGCAUUCCUUGCUGGAUAUUUCCUCUAAAAUGAAUAACAUCGUAAUUCGGCUACCCGAAGUAAUCGACAUUCUCAUACGGGACGUGGAUAAAUGCCUGUUCCCGCAUCUGGCCCCCUGCUUGGCCAAUGAAACGUGCACCGGUCCCAAUGGCACUUAUAAAUGUGCCGCUCUGCCUACUGCAGACCCCACAAAUUCUACGCAGGCGCCCACCGGAAGCGAAAGUACGAUAGGUACAGAUUUACAACCGAUCCCAUCCCCCAAACCCGAACAAACGCCGACCCUUACCCAACCUGCCGUGUCUGGCAACAGCAGCUCCUCCGCUCCCUGCCAUUGCACGAAGUUCUCCAAUUUCGGCAUCGGCGAGGUCACUGCCGGCGGAUUUCACGUGUCCUGGAGCACGGACUGCCCCGAGAAUCACACAUACACGAUACGCGUGACGGCGCCGAGCGGUUACAGCAGCACCUAUAGCGUCCGUAGGACCUUUCUAAGUAUAAGUGACCGGCCCCCGGGGGUGCUGCAUACAGUGAACGCCAGCUUCCUGGACUGCAGGGGGCGGCUGCAAUCGCGGGAAGAAAAAGUAAAAACUGAUGCUCAAAUACUGAGUGGAACACUUAGGAUCGUGAACUGGAAUCUAACGGAGGGUUUACUCAACGACAGCUCAGCCGAGUACUUUCACUUUGUGAAGACGUUUGUUGAAGAGGUAAAGAAAUCUCUGUCCAAAGAAGUGUCUCCCGAGGAGCUGACGGUGGAGGUCGAGUCCCUCAGCGCUGGGAGUAUCAUCGUCACUUUCCAUUUAAUCAUCAGCGGCACGCCACACGUUAACAUCACGCCGUCGUCACUCGUGUCCGUGAACCAGAGCGGGAUUUUCAGCAUUGACCCGCAGUCUGCGAUUAUUACAGAUUUCGAUGAGUGUUUAUCCCCUCGAGACAACGACUGCGACGAGAACGCAGAAUGCAGAAACCUGUGGGGAUCCUACGCCUGUGACUGUAAUAAACCUUACGUCGAUGCCGACCCUUCCAGACCCGGGAGAGACUGCCAGGAUGCGGUUACAGGGGGAGGCGGUACUUACGCCACAAGCACAGGCACACAUAUUCCUUCAGCAUUGCCGUAUAUUCCAUACACAGUCACCCCAACGGAUGAAGUGACAUCUAUAGAAGCGGAGAGUCCGUCGCUGACCACCGGGAAUGCGACAAGCUUUACAGCCAAUGUUAUUGAGACAAGUACCCCAAUCCAGACCGGGGAUCCUUAUACGCCUGGAUAUACCCCGAGCUCGCCUGAACCCGAUACAGCUCACAAUCUACGGAAUACCACUGCUGUGACCUCCACGCAUACAACGGCAGGAACGCAAGAACCACAUACAUCGAGCCUACAAUCACGAAGCACCAGCGACACAGCUCGAGGGGACACACAGAGCACGAGUUCUCCAGGAGAUCACCCUGCCAAUGCCACCAUAUUGAAUGUAACUAUGGAGGUCAUAACUCGCUCAACACCAGUAACUCAAGACCUAAAAGCAUCAAACACAACUUUGCCACACGCAGUGCCUGCAACGGAAGGAGCUACAAUGAAGACAAGUUCUUCUACCGACCGCACUCCCACCAUCGCCGCGCUAAAUCAAACUACAGAUCUCCCGGGGCAGUUGACGUCGGAAAAAUACGGAGCAGUGACGUCAGGUACCCCUGCGCAACGUUCUACCGGAAUCUCAGCCUGGAAUACAACUGAGAUCCACGUCUCCGCGUAUAGCGCAACGGGGCGAGCCACCGGUCACACGUUAACCAACGAUCCCAAACAUCUUCACGGGGUCAACGCGUCUUCAAGACCCACAGCCACCAAUUACAGUCUGUGUGUUGGUGAUAAUCUCAUUGGAACCGCGAAUUUGGGAGGCGCCGAAACCCCGCAGUCCGCGUCGGCCAGCAUGUCGUUGAAGGACGCGAGCAAAGUGAUUUGUGAAAUGGGCAGGAUCGGAAUCGGCAUUCAGAAGGCGUAUCUGAAAAUGAUGUCCAUCUCCGAGUCCUCUCUGUAUCUCGGGAGCCCUCAGUGCCGCAUUAACUGCAGCAGCGAGGCCCUCGUUCUGCUGCAAGCCAGCUGGGAGGAGUGCGGCACCCAGGUCAAAAAUAACAAGACUCAUAUGGUGGUGAACACGACGUUAUACAUUAACAUUUCCUCGCCAUUCUAUAACAUGAUGCAUCAUCCUCAGCCAAUAGGAUCGAUCCGCUGUGUAUUCCAGAACGAUAUCUUGAUGUCCACCGGAUACAAUCCUCCCGGAGGGUUUUUCACCAUCAUUGAGAACCUGGAGGGGGAUGGGACUUUUAUCCCCGAAUUCCAGCUCUUUAAUGGGGAUCAGCCCAUAAAGCAGAACUUCACGCUCUCCGCCAGCGACGACAUAAAGGUCCAGAUCAGAAUUAAAACCGAAGACCCGCAGUAUAAGGUGGUGAUCAGCGAAUGUUGGGCUACGCCGAGCACGGAUUCCCAGGACCCCAUGUCCUUCCUGUUUAUUAAAGAUAGCUGCGCUCUGACGAACACGUAUACUGUCAUCUACACGAACGGCAUCUCCAGCAACGCUACGUUUCAAACCAAGAUAUUCUCCUUUGUGAAUACUCCUAUCGUGUACCUGCACUGCAGACUACAUGUAUGUAAAGAGGCCGCCCCCGGCGCAUGCAAACCGAGUUGUAGUAACGUCCGUUCUGUAAGGAGUAGCGGGGAAAAUGUUUUAACAAGCCUUACGCGAAUGGGACCGCUACGCCAAGCCAGCCGACCAGCGGGUGCGGCGUCCCCGAAAGAUGCAGCCCUUGGAACCGGACUGAUCGCUCUCAUCAGCGUAGCUGUGUUUGUCUGCGUGGCCGUCGUGGUGGCCAUACUGGUUUGCUGGCAUCAAAGACGAACCGGAAACUACAACUUCAAGCUGAAGUCCAAAGAUGUCGGAUAUCAAGUGUUCUAUAACUAGAUUCCG
Spea bombifrons (plains spadefoot toad) is the source of this 3649-nucleotide messenger RNA. RefSeq names its product uromodulin like 1 (gene UMODL1). The coding region runs from base 26 to 3643 and encodes 1205 amino acids. Gene Ontology annotation, cellular component: extracellular region; cell surface. The record is from RefSeq and is a predicted model, not a curated record. The transcript has 20 exons. NCBI's taxonomy places the organism in Eukaryota, Metazoa, Chordata, Amphibia, Anura, Pelobatidae. Gene Ontology annotation, molecular function: calcium ion binding; protein binding; peptidase inhibitor activity.